ACCCGCCCCUCCCGUUCCCUCAAAGGUCGAGUCGCCAUCGUCACCGGCGCCGGAGCCGCAGGCAUCGGCAUCGGCAACGGCCGCGCCGCCGCAAUCCUCCUAGCCGAAGCCGGCGCCUCCGUCGUCUGCGUCGACCUAAAAGUCUCGCUCGCGGAAACCACAGUCCAAAUGAUCGAGAAAGACAACCUCGGUUCCGGAAUCGCAAUCCAAGGCAACGUGGCCGUCGAAAGCGACUGCAAAAAAAUCGUAGACUUCGCGAUUUCCACGUACGGGAGAUUGGAUAUUUUGGUGAAUGGCGUUGGAGUCGGUGGGGCGAGUGGGACGGCGGUGGAGGUUGAUAUGCUGGCUUGGGCGAAGGGGAUGGAGGUUAAUGUUGGGAGUAUGGUUAUGAUGAGUAAGUAUGCGAUUCCCGAGAUGAGGAGGAAUGUUGGGCAGUGGAGGGGGAGUAUUGUGAAUAUUGCUAGUGUGGCGGGGAUUCGAGGGGGGAAUCCGCAUUUGUUGUAUCCUACUAGUAAGGGUGCGGUUGUGAAUAUGACCAAGGCGAUGGCGUUUCAUCACGCUGAGGAGGGCGUGAGGGUUAAUUGUGUAUGCCCUGGAAUGGUGUAUACACCGAUGAUGUAUGCUGGUGGGAUGUCUGAGGAAGCGAGAGAGGCCAGGAAGAAUCGAAGCCUACUCAAGACUGAAGGGACGGCGUGGGACGUUGGUGCCGCGAUUCGAUUUCUGGCUGGCGAUGAAGCCCGAUGGAUGACCGCCGUGAUACUCCCUGUAGACGCGGGUGCUACGGCCGCAACCGCAGGAUCCGAUAUUCCUAAGGAGGCGAGCAUCAAC
Molecule: messenger RNA, 828 nt
Organism: Pseudocercospora fijiensis CIRAD86
Lineage: Eukaryota; Fungi; Ascomycota; Dothideomycetes; Mycosphaerellales; Mycosphaerellaceae
Exons: 3
Molecular function (GO): oxidoreductase activity
Source: RefSeq, a predicted model, not a curated record